Molecule: messenger RNA, 1101 nt
Organism: Amborella trichopoda
Lineage: Eukaryota; Viridiplantae; Streptophyta; Magnoliopsida; Amborellales; Amborellaceae
Source: RefSeq, a predicted model, not a curated record
AUGUCUUUGGUACUGAAAGUGACAAUUGCAGUAGCUGGAUUCACUUUCCUCAUCGUUUUAUUAGGGUUGGCAUAUAUAUUAUUCUACAGGAAGAGUAAACCAGUGAAGGUGGCCUCGUCAGAGUCGUUUAGAGCUGUACACAAAAGGGUUUCAUAUGAGGAGCUUUCAGUUGCAACUGAUAAAUUCAAUCCAACUAACUUUUUAGGCGGUGGUGGUUUUGGCUCUGUCUUCAAAGGAUGCCUUCGUGAUGGAACUGUUGUUGCUGUCAAGGUCUUGAACCUCGAAAAGCAUGGGGCAUCCAAGAGCUUCUUUGUGGAGUGUGAUGCCCUUCGUAGCAUUCGACAUCGGAAUCUUGUUAAGCUCAUCACCUCUUGCUUAAGUACUGAUUUCAAUAAUACUGAUUUCAAGGCUCUGGUCUAUGAGUUCAUGCCAAAUGGCAGCCUGGAAGAAUGGUUGCAUCCCCCUGAAAAUUCAUCACAUGGGAUUCAAUUAGACCUUUCUCAAAGACUGAACAUAGCGAUUGAUGUCGCGUCUGCAUUAGAUUAUCUACACAAUGACUGUUCCACGCCUAUUGUGCAUCGAGACCUCAAACCUAGCAAUGUCCUUCUUGAUCAAGAUAUGACAGCAAGAGUAGGGGACUUUGGUUUGGCAAGGUUGCAAGAUACUGAACCUUCAGAUUGUCAUCAAUCUACUACAUUCAAUCUCAAAGGAACGAUCGGCUACAUUGCACCAGAGUAUGGCAUUAGCGGGAUGACUUCAACUAAAGCUGAUGUUUUCAGUUUUGGGGUCCUGUUAUUGGAGUUGUUUACAAGAAAGAAGCCUACCGAUGACAUGUUUACAGGAGAAGUAAGCUUGCCAAAAUGGGUUUCUGUGAUGUUUCCCCAUAGGAUAUUGGACAUUUUGGAUCCUGAGCUACUAAAUCCUAUCAGCAAUGGCAUGGCUAGCAUUCGACCAAAAGACGAGGAAAGUUGGAAAUUUUGCAUAAUCUCAUUGUUCGAAAUAUGCUUGGCUUGUACCUCAGAGUCGCUAGAGAAGCGCAUGAACAUCAGAGACGUGCUGCCUAAGCUAAAGAAAAUACGAGACAACCAGUUUCAGUGCUAA